CUCUUGGUCGAACCAAAACAAAACGAAAUAGGAAGGUUGAAGACUCGUCCGGCUGUAAACGUCUUUCCAACUUGCACGACUGUUAAAACUCAUAAAGUCAAGCAGAAAAUUGAGGAAUAAGAAAGAAGCACAGAGUUUGGUGGAAAUUAGCACUCAAUCAUGGCCACUUACCCGGCACCCGUCCUGUCCCAUAUCGGUACUCGACGCCACCCUAUGAUCUCUGGUCGGAGCCCAGAACCCAAGAGGACAGCCGUCGUCUGUACUGCCCAAAACUACGACAGAGCGAAAGAGGUGAAGCGAUUCGACGAUUCCAAGCUCGGAGUCAAAGGUCUCGUCGACUCCGGCAUAACCACCAUCCCCCGCUUCUUUGUUCACCCACCCGAGACCCUUUCCGACCUCAAACCCAGCUCUCAAGCCGUACCAGAAACCGAACUCGUCCCCGCCAUCGACCUCGCCGGGGUCGCAUCUGGUCCCCGCCGCCCUGUUAUUAUCGACCGAAUCAGACGCGCCGCCUCCACCUCCGGAUUCUUCCAGAUCAUCAACCACGGCGUCCCGUUGGAUGUUCUGGACCGUACGAUGGCCUCCAUCAGGAGUUUCCACGAGCAACCAACGGAGACAAAGGCGCGGUUCUAUCGUAGAGAUGUAGGCACCGGCGUUUCCUACUUGUCCAACGUCGACUUGUAUCAUUCCAAAGCGGCCAGUUGGAGGGACACUAUCCAGAUAAGAUUGGGUCCAAAAAUGGCGGAUGAGGAAGAAGUACCAGAGAUAUGCAGGAGCGAGGUGAUGGAGUGGGACCGAGAGAUUAAACGGCUGGGAGAGCUUUUAGCGGGUCUGCUGUGUGAAGGGCUGGGAGUAGACAGUGGGAGGUUGAAAAACAUGUCGUGUUUGGAAGGGAGAGUGAUGGUGGGCCACUACUACCCCUACUGCCCACAGCCAGAUCUGACGGUUGGGCUUGCUUAUCACACGGAUCCUGGGAUUUUGACGGUGGUGCAGCAGGAUCAUAUUGGGGGAUUGCAGGUCAGGUAUGGUGGAGGAUGGGUGGAUGUUAACCCCAUCCCUGGGGCUCUUGUUAUCAACAUAGGGGAUUUGCUUCAGGUUAUGUCCAAUGAAGAGUACAAAAGUGCUGAGCACCGAGUGUUGGCCAACUCGAACGGUGAAGCACGUGUUUCAUUGGCGGUUUUCUUCAACCCAAGCAAUAGAGAUGACCUGUAUGGACCCUUGCCGGAGUUGAUAUCACCGGAGAAACCAGCAAUUUACCGGCAGUUCACGUUGACGGACUACAUGACGAGGUUCUUCAAAAAGGAGCUGGAUGGAAAAUCUUUGACAAAUUACUAUAAACUGUAAUUAGUUUCUAGAAAAAAAAGAAGCCAAUCGAAAUGCAGAUUUCAAAUUGUUGUGAUCAUUGAUGUUUUGAAAAUUAGCAGCAUCUCUAAUUUCAUCGUCAUUUGCUUGUC
This is a messenger RNA of Carya illinoinensis, 1454 nucleotides long. RefSeq names its product 1-aminocyclopropane-1-carboxylate oxidase homolog 4-like. The transcript has 3 exons. Lineage: Eukaryota; Viridiplantae; Streptophyta; Magnoliopsida; Fagales; Juglandaceae. The record is from RefSeq and is a predicted model, not a curated record. The coding region runs from base 160 to 1344 and encodes 394 amino acids.